Mercenaria mercenaria is the source of this 3147-nucleotide messenger RNA. Its product is annotated as carbohydrate sulfotransferase 1-like. The record is from RefSeq and is a predicted model, not a curated record. The transcript has 3 exons. NCBI's taxonomy places the organism in Eukaryota, Metazoa, Mollusca, Bivalvia, Venerida, Veneridae. Bases 445 to 1830 code for a protein of 461 amino acids. Gene Ontology annotation, molecular function: N-acetylglucosamine 6-O-sulfotransferase activity. Gene Ontology annotation, biological process: sulfur compound metabolic process; N-acetylglucosamine metabolic process.
UAAUUAUUUAACUCGUCUUUUGUUUAAUACAGAUUUGUACAUCUAUGUCUUAGCCGUAUUACAGUGAAGAAAUUUUAUUAUUUAAACUUUGGAAUUUACUAUGCAAAGUAUAUACAGCAAAAAGACACUGAUUUCUUGAAGGAGUACUUUUAUGAUUUGUUACACUUUGAAUAAAUUUUGAUGUGAAAUCACAGGUCAACUGUGAAAUUUGUUGAAAAAAAAACCAGAAGACAAUGUAGUUCUAUUCUACUUUAAACAUGAUACUGCUGACCAUUAAAUUCCACAGACAAUACAGGCUAAUUUAAUACGGAUGAAGAUAAAGAAUAAUGGAAAAAAACUUUCUGAGCAGACAAUAACGUGUGGUUUAUUUAUGAGACAAACGAACUUCAAAAUGAAGGACAGAGUUCUACAUUAUCUACUUUUACAUUUUUCAUAAACUGCACCAUGGAGACACGCAGCGUAGAUUCCAAAAUCCUCACAGGCAACGUUAUAACCGCCCGAAAGACGCUCCGUAAUACAUGUGUGAUUCUUGUUGCCAUAGCAACUUUAUAUGCUUGUUUAACUAUCAGGAUUAAAAGUGGGUUCAACGUAGGAGCUGUAGAUGUAUUACCCCCUGCUCCUGUAGAAACUGUCCACAACAGAACAACCGCUUUUAGAAAGAAUCGCUCACAGAUGGUUCUAAAUAGAAAUGAAGUUUCAUCGAGUUCAUACCCCUACGCCAAUAAUAUUCAAUCAAAAGAUUCCAUUAACACUCACAGGAAUGAUCCAUAUGCUGACUCAAUGGAAACAAGGGAGAAAGAGAACGGAACCUAUAACUUUUAUGCUCAGAAAGAUAAAACUGCAUUAGAUGAUACAGAGGAAAGUACCCAAAAGAAACAGAACGUCCAUAGCAACAAAAAGAUAGUUUUGAUUGUGGCGUAUAUGAGGAGUGGGUCGACUUUAACAGGAUCUCUCUUUCAAGCAUAUCCGGGCACAUUCUAUGUAUUUGAACCACUCAGAUUUUUAGUUGGGGCAUUUAAUGGACUAGCACGUAACAAUAAAACAUAUACUACAUUGAAAUAUGCCAAUGGAACAAACAGGAACUACUCAGCAUCACAGAAAAGUAAAGUAAUUUUUGAUGAACUGAAUAGCUGGCUGAAUUGCAAGAUUGAGUCUAUAAGUAUACGAAGUCUAACCAACAUUCACCACAGAGAGCAUACAAAGGUCAUGCGGACGUUUUAUUAUUGUACGAAAGGGCGUUUGGGAUCUAGUGUAACUCAAGCUAACGCAAAACUUAAACAAUGUUUUAAAACAGCAGUAUCUUCCUGCGAGAAUGCACCGCUAAGGGCAAUCAAAUUAAUACGCAUGUCAAUUGAAGAAGCUUCAAAGUUGCUACCAUUGUAUCCAAAUAUGAAAAUUAUACAUCUUGUUAGAGAUCCCAGAGGAAUUAUGAAUUCUAGGUUCAAGAUUAAUGAAGUAACAAAGAAAAGUUUCAAAAAGAGCGUGGAAGGACAUUGCUCUUCAGUCGAUAAAGAUUUGAAAAGUUCGAAAGAAAUUCUGCAAAAGUUUCCAAAUAGGUUAAAAAUUGUGCACUACGAAGAUCUAGCCGAGAGACCAAUAGAAAUUGCACGAGCUUUGAUUAAAUUUGCAGAAUUACCAUUUGUUAAAGCUAUGCAAACUUUUACCCGUCAACAGACACAUGCAUCGCGUGAUUCAGGUGCAUUUAGUACUCAAAGAAAAAAUUCGACCAAGACAGCUAAUAAAUGGAGGUGGCAAAUGGACCCCGAAAAUGCUGGUUUUAUUUUCAAUAUGUGCAAUGCAAGCAAUUCUGUUUUGGGUUAUCUCCCCUGACUUCAAGAAAAGAACUAGAAAAAAAAAGCUUGAUAUGAUGUUAUUUCUGUUAGUAUAUGCCCAUAACUUGUUAUGAACAGAUUCAUUCCUAUGUAUACUGACAACGACAUACGACCACUAGCUGAUACGAUAAUUUGCCUUCAAAUCGUUUCUUUAUAAAAGCUGAUUUAUGCAUUUUCAUUUUGGAUUCAUUGUUAUUGUAUUUUCUGGUCCUUGCGAUUGAUAGAUGCGUAAUAGAGUUCCGCUUCAGCCGAUGCUAGGGGGCGUGAGAGAUGUUGCAUAUUUCAGGGCCCGGAAUUUGCAAGACAAUAGCCGUAAUCCCCCGUAUUAUUAAGGAAAUGAAAAAGCAAGAUUUCUCUGUGUUAAGUUACUAUUCGGAUACAGUUUAAAAUUACCCUUGGGCAACCCCAACACCUAUGUGUGACAAACACAUAUUUCAUAACUACUAAAAUCUUACUAUCAUUUAUCUCCAGUUUAAUUAAUACUAUUAUGUCAUUCCGUGAGGCGAAAAUACGACGUUAGGCGGGCGACGUUCAGUGGGCGACUUUUGUUGGUGAGGCAUUCAGCGUGACGAUGUUUGAUGGGGAGACAUUCGGUUGGGAGACGUUUAUUUGGGGCAACGUUCGGCGAGACAACAGGACGAAAUAACAAAGUGGUACAAAUCAGCCGGUAAUGAAGUAUUUCGACCCCCAUAGAAUAAUGACCCCCGGUCAUUAUUCUAUAGAAAAAGUGACCCCCGGUCAUAGUAUUAUGACCUCCAGAUUAUAGUACUAUGACUCCCCCACGUGAAGUAAACUGAACCUCACGAAGAAUAUUGACUCCCAUAAAAUAACGACCCCCGGUUUGCGUUUGUCCGUCCGUCCGUCCUUCCGUUUGACCAUUAGCCCCUGAUACCAUCACUUGACACAGAAAUCAGAGCAUUCCGCAACGGGAAAAGGGAUUCUAUUUCUAGACGCUGUAUCUUGGUGUAUACAUUUUUUUCAGGAAAAUAACAAUUCACAAUACGUUCACAAAACACGCCAGUGUCAAUAAUCCCUGCAAACUUCGUCGUUAUUCUAUGGGGGUCGAAAUACUUCAUUACACCGGCAUACAAAACCAUUCAUUCUAUUUGACGUUUGUCAAAACUCAUGGAAUUUUUUAGUCUUUUGGUACUCUUGGUAGUAUUUAAUAAAGCUAAAACCAAAAACCCUGGACAAAAAACAAGAUCAAAAUGGCAAACAAUAAUAUUGUGCAGUUUGCGAAUUUUUAGUUUGUUACACAGGGUAUUGUCAAUACAUAAAUUGUUGAGUACACAUUGAAAUGUAAAGUACCUACCAG